This is a messenger RNA of Lithohypha guttulata, 1500 nucleotides long. RefSeq lists its product as uncharacterized. NCBI's taxonomy places the organism in Eukaryota, Fungi, Ascomycota, Eurotiomycetes, Chaetothyriales, Trichomeriaceae. Gene Ontology annotation, biological process: transmembrane transport. Gene Ontology annotation, molecular function: transmembrane transporter activity. The record is from RefSeq and is a predicted model, not a curated record. Bases 1 to 1500 code for a protein of 499 amino acids. The transcript has 3 exons.
AUGGAAGAGAAACAGAUAUCCGAGACGACUCGUGGUGCCAGUCCAACGACGCUCGACUAUACCAGCGUUGAGAAGCAGGGCAAGCCAUGGAUGCACAGGACAUUCAAACUCGGUCCUAUUGCCAUACCCGCAUAUGCGUCACCACAAUUUCAGAUCAUCUUCGUGGCAUUCGUCUGCUUCCUAUGUCCCGGCAUGUUCAAUGCCAUCAACGGUAUGGGCGCCGGCGGCCAGGUUAGUGCUCACGAUGUCAACAAUGCCAAUACUGCCCUUUAUGCCAUGUUCGCUGGCGUCGGUUUCUUUUGCGGUUCCAUUGCGAACAGACUCGGCCUCAAGAUGACUCUCGGCAUCGGUGGCUUUGGCUACUUCCUCUAUGUCGCUUCCCUCCUGUCCUACAACCACAACCAGAAUGCAGGCUUCCUAAUCUUCGCAGGUGCUCUGCUUGGUCUCUGCGCAGGUAUGCUGUGGACAGCCCAAGGUGCGAUCAUGAUGUCUUAUCCAACCGAGAAAGAGAAGGGUCGAUAUAUCUCCAAGUUCUGGGCUAUCUUCAACUUGGGUGGUGUUAUAGGCGCACUUAUACCUCUGGGCCAGAAUCUGCAUCGCGAAGCUGGAGCUGUCGCUGACGGCACCUAUAUCGCUUUCAUGAUCUUGAUGGCUGCAGGCUUUGUGCUUGCCCUCUUCCUCUGCGACCCCAAAUAUGUCCGACGUGACGAUGGUUCUGCCAUCAUUCUCAUGAAGAAUCCAUCAUGGAAGUCCGAGAUUCUUGGACUCCUCGAGACCUUGAAGACAGACUACUACAUCAUUGGUCUGUUCCCUCUCUUUCUAGCUUCAAAUUGGUUCUAUGCCUAUCACUUCCAAGGCGUCAAUCUCCCGUAUUUCAAUCUGCGAACCAGGUGCCUCAACAACGUGCUGUAUUGGUCAAUGCAAAUCGUUGGAGCAUUUGUUGUCGGCUUCCUACUCGACUUUGGCUCGACCCGCAGGACCAUUCGUGCCAGAUACGCUCUUGCUGGUCUUCUUGUCCUUACCAUGGCGACUUGGGGUGGUGGCUAUGCCUUCCAAGAAAUUUACACCCGCGAGAGUACUCUACUCAACGAGAACCAUGUUGGGGUGGACUUCACUGACUCUGCCUAUGCGGGCCCUGUGGUCAUGUAUAUGUUCUAUGGCUUCUACGACGCUGCUUGGCAGGUCACUGCCUACUGGCUCAUGGGCUCGCUGACCAACAACGGCCGAAAACUCGCCAACUUUGCUGGCUUUUACAAGGGUAUUCAAUCUGCUGGUGGUGCAAUCUCUGCCAACAUUGAUGCUCGUGCCGUCCCAUUCAUGACGCAGUUCGCUAUCAAUUGGGGCAUGCUUGCUGGCUCUCUGAUCAUUGCUGCACCUGUCGUCCUGUACUAUGUAAAGGACACGGUCUCCAUAGAAGAGGAUCUCAAAUUCUCUGAUGAGACCAUCACCGAUGUCGCUCCUCCAAGCGUACUUGCAGAGUACAAGGGUGUGCGAGAGUAG